This is a messenger RNA of Aphanomyces invadans, 579 nucleotides long. RefSeq lists its product as hypothetical. The record is from RefSeq and is a predicted model, not a curated record. Lineage: Eukaryota; Oomycota; Saprolegniomycetes; Saprolegniales; Verrucalvaceae. Bases 45 to 431 code for a protein of 128 amino acids. Gene Ontology annotation, biological process: protein N-linked glycosylation. The transcript has a single exon. Gene Ontology annotation, cellular component: oligosaccharyltransferase complex; membrane.
CGACAGGACCUCCAAUAUUUUAUCAUUUUACAAAACCACAAAAAAUGGCGAAGGCCAAAUCGGCCAAGGCAGCGGCGGCCCCGUCACCAAGUCCAGACAAGUCGAUCGUCGCGGAGCUAUGGUCGCAAUACAACAAGAACUCGACGCGCAAGAUGAAGCUGAUCGAUGGCUUCCUUGCUUACGUUCUGGCUACAGGGGUGCUUCAGUUCGUGUAUUGCGUGGUGUUCGGCACAUAUCCGUUCAACUCGUUCUUGUCGGGGUUCCUUGCUACCGUCGGGGUGUUUGUGUUUGCCGUGUCGCUGCGAAUGCAAAUCAACCCACUCAAUGUUGACGCUUUUGCCGCAAACCCGCGAACCCCCGAGCGAGCGUUCGCCGACUUUCUCUUUUGCUCGCUUCUCUUGUUCCUUGUCGUCGUCAAUUUUAUGGGCUAACCACCGCUCCCUCCACGGCGUUGGCGCGUGAAUCUUAUUAUAACUCAAUCCCAUGCAACGUGCAUUGCCUGCACUCUACGUUUGCAUUGUCUGUACACGUCUCUUCUAAUUCUCUACGACGACCACAAAUACAUAAUCUCCACCUCCU